CUUGAUACUACAGCUGCCCUCGGGGAACUAGGAUGGAAAACAUUUCCUUUAAAUGGGUGGGAUGCCAUAACUGAGAUGGAUGAACACAAUCGACCCAUUCAUACUUACCAGGUAUGUAACGUGAUGGAACCAAACCAAAACAACUGGCUUCGAACAAACUGGAUCUCCCGUGAUGCUGCACAGAAAAUUUAUGUGGAAAUGAAGUUUACACUGAGGGAUUGCAACAGUAUUCCAUGGGUACUGGGAACCUGCAAGGAAACUUUUAAUCUCUACUACAUGGAGUCAGAUGAGUCUCAUGGAGUAAAAUUUAAGCCAAACCAGUAUACUAAAAUUGAUACUAUUGCAGCUGAUGAGAGCUUUACCCAGAUGGACUUGGGUGACCGCAUUCUUAAACUCAACACAGAAGUUCGUGAGGUUGGGCCAAUAAACAAGAAAGGAUUUUAUCUUGCUUUUCAGGACAUUGGAGCAUGCAUUGCUUUGGUCUCAGUCCGUGUUUAUUACAAAAAGUGCCCUUUCACGGUCCGUAAUUUGGCUAUGUUUCCUGAUACUAUUCCAAGGGUUGAUUCUUCCUCUUUGGUGGAAGUACGGGGCUCCUGUGUGAAGAGUGCUGAGGAACGUGAUACUCCAAAGUUGUAUUGUGGAGCAGAUGGGGAUUGGCUUGUGCCUCUUGGACGAUGCAUCUGCAGUGUAGGAUAUGAAGAAGUGGAUGGCUCCUGCCAUGCUUGCAGGCCUGGAUUCUAUAAAGCAUUUGCUGGAAAUGUAAAGUGCUCCAAGUGCCCUCCACACAGUUUGACUUAUGUAGAAGCAACUUCUGUCUGUCAGUGUGAGAAAGGUUACUUCAGAGCUGAGAAGGACCCACCAACUAUGGCAUGUACCCGGCCACCUUCUGCUCCGAGGAAUGUGAUUUUUAACAUUAAUGAAACAGCUCUCAUGUUAGAAUGGAGCCCCCCAAGUGAUACUGGAGGAAGAAAAGAUCUCACUUACAGUGUCAUCUGUAAGAAAUGUGGGUCAGAUGCCAGCCAGUGUGAGAUUUGUGGGGGAGGUAUCCGUUUCAUCCCCAGGCACACAGGUCUCAUCAACUCGUCUGUGACAGUGCUUGACUUUGUGUCGCAUGUGAACUACACCUUCGAAAUAGAAGCCACAAAUGGGGUCUCGGAGCUGAGUUUCUCUCCCAAGCAGUUCACAGCUAUCACGGUUACCACAGAUCAGGAUGCACCCUCCUUGAUAGGUAUGGUAAGGAAGGACUGGGCUUCCCAAAACAGCAUUGCCCUCUCCUGGCAAGAGCCGGACUUUCCCCAUGGAGCCAUUCUGGACUACGAGAUCAAGUACUAUGAGAAAGUCUACCCACGGAUAGCGCCGGCAUUUUGGCACUACCUGCGGGUAGAAGAGCAUGAGCAGCUCAGCUAUUCCUCCACAAGGUCCAAGGCUCCAAGUGUUAUCAUCACAGGUCUCAAGCCAGCCACCAAGUAUAUAUUUCAUAUCAGAGUCAGGACGGCAGCAGGAUACAGCGGCUAUAGCCAGAAGUUUGAAUUUGAAACUGGAGAUGAAACUUCUGAUAUGGCUGCGGAGCAGGGACAGAUUCUUGUAAUUGCCACUGCUGCUGUUGGUGGAUUCACUCUCCUGGUCAUCCUCACUUUGUUCUUCCUGAUCACCGGGAGAUGCCAGUGGUACAUAAAGGCCAAAAUGAAAUCUGAAGAGAAAAGAAGGGCUCAUUUGCAAAAUGGACAUUUACGUUUCCCAGGAGUCAAAACAUAUAUUGAUCCAGAUACAUAUGAAGAUCCAUCUCUUGCUGUCCAUGAGUUUGCAAAGGAGAUAGAUCCUUCAAGAAUUCGUAUUGAGAGAGUUAUUGGGGCAGGUGAGUUUGGAGAAGUAUGCAGUGGACGUCUGAAGACACCAGGAAAACGAGAGAUACCUGUUGCAAUUAAAACUCUAAAAGGUGGCUAUGUGGACAGGCAGAGAAGAGAUUUCCUGAGAGAGGCUAGUAUCAUGGGACAAUUUGAUCACCCAAAUAUAAUUCGCCUUGAAGGAGUUGUUACAAAAAGAUCCUUUCCGACCAUUGGGGUGAAGUCUCUUUCGAGAUUCCUGAGGGCGGGAUUUUUAAAUAGCAUCCUGGCCUCACAUCCAGUGUCAGGGGGUGGAUCUUUACCCCCCAGCAUUUCCUCUGGCAGACCAGUAAUGAUUGUAGUUGAAUACAUGGAGAAUGGAUCCCUUGACUCCUUUCUGCGGAAGCAUGAUGGCCACUUCACCGUCAUCCAGCUGGUCGGCAUGCUGCGGGGGAUUGCAUCUGGCAUGAAGUACCUCUCGGACAUGGGCUAUGUACACCGUGAUCUGGCAGCCCGUAAUAUCUUGGUCAACAGUAACCUCAUGUGUAAAGUCUCUGAUUUUGGUUUGUCACGAGUGUUGGAGGACGACCCCGAAGCUGCUUACACAACAAGC
Molecule: messenger RNA, 2436 nt
Organism: Egretta garzetta (little egret)
Lineage: Eukaryota; Metazoa; Chordata; Aves; Pelecaniformes; Ardeidae
Product: ephrin type-A receptor 6
Exons: 14
Biological process (GO): cell surface receptor protein tyrosine kinase signaling pathway; protein phosphorylation; axon guidance
Cellular component (GO): neuron projection; membrane
Molecular function (GO): transmembrane-ephrin receptor activity; protein binding; ATP binding
Source: RefSeq, a predicted model, not a curated record